This is a messenger RNA of Cladocopium goreaui, 1859 nucleotides long. The record is from the annotation of a GenBank genome assembly. NCBI's taxonomy places the organism in Eukaryota, Dinophyceae, Suessiales, Symbiodiniaceae.
GUUAUGAGCCCAAGCUUAUGCUGAUGGAGCGUCGCCGCCGUGAAGCAGCUGAUGCUUUCUUGCAACCUGCUGGUGAUGGAGCAGGAAAUGGCCAAGCCGUGGCUGAGGAGUCAGCUGACCAAAGGAUGGACAGGCUGAUCCAUGAACAACAACAAGGUGGUGAACCAGCUGUGAGGUCAGUGAGGAUCUCGAUGGCAGCUGGCACUGAUGCUAGCGAUGGUGGAGGACGAGCGUUGGAGGACGGGACCCGAGAGACCGGACAUGCAGCUCAAGCUGAUGGAGCUGUAGCUACGGGUGAGGGUGGAUCGCUUCAGCUCUUGGAAGGCCUUUCGCCUGAGCAGAGAGGGAUGCUUGCACGCGCUGCUGAAGCUCUACGUGCUGGACAAGUCCUACAACUAGAGGCCAAGCUGAUCAAGUUCGAGGACCUGGUGAAGGUCAACAUGCCGAUCGACGUGAAGGAAAUGAUUCGGGAGCCCGAGAUCAAGCUGAUCAAGGAGCCAGUGGACAUGGUGGUGGCCUUCUUGGACCUCUUGCGCUACGCCCUGGUGAAGUUCUUGGUGCUGACUUUGUGCGGAUCUUCCUCCAGUUGGACAGCCUGUCCUGGACAUGCUCAACAAGGUCAUGGUCAAGUUCCAUAUGGUUCGGGACAAGUUCAACAAGCUCUUGAAGAGCCUCGACGUGAAGUUCAGGAGAUGGUGACUCCACCAAGGCAACCAGCGGUGAAUGUGUUCUGGAGUGAGCGUGUUCAACGGGCUGUAGAAGAUGGAGUUCCAGGUGAUGUGAUUCACCAACAACCUCAACAAGGUAACCGUGGUGGUGAAGGACGUCAAGGGGUGUCUCAACCUCGAGCUCUUCCAGCUGAAGGGACGCAGCCUCUGGCAGUUGGAAUUGAAGGCCUCACACACCAGGACCUGUUGGAGUUGGAGAUGCCAGGGUGUGUAGGAAGUUUGGGGUCAGGGUUGGGAGUUGAUGGAGCUCAGCACCCUCCGGGGACCGCUACAGCUCAAGUUGGGGAGUCGUUUGCAGAAAGCCUGAGGGUUUUGGAACUGCCUCGCUUGAGUGAAAGCACAACAGCGUUGUCUCUAGGGGAUUGGUUGGCUGUAAUCGACCCAAUCAUGUCUGACCUUAGCUCCACUUCAGGAGUUUGGUGGCAGUUGAUUGUAGGUGCUGCUCAGGAUGGGUACCGCCAAUGGAUCUUGUCAGGACCUUUGGACCGACUGAGGUUACGUCCACCGGUGCCUGCUGAGGCAUCCAAGUGGCCACGCACUGAACAACGAGCGGUGACCAUGCUUCUAGCUUGUCUUCCCGAAGGAGUUCGACGUGAUCUCAUCGCUUCUCGGCGAUUAUCAACGGUCGAGAUCAUCUACAAGCUGCUGAUCACGUACCAGCCUGGAGGUCCACAAGAGCGGACUGUGCUCUUGAAGGACAUCACUGAGGAUCGUCUUGGAAUCAACCCGUCAGUGCAGGAGGUUCUCAACACCUUGAGGAUGUGGAGGAGAAAUGUCAACAGGGCGAACGAGCUCAAGGUCACCUUGCCGGACACUUUGGUGAUCGUGGGCGUGCUGACCAAGUGGGCAGAGCACAUCAGUCGACUUGGGGGAGCUCAAACCGCUUUUCGGGUUGCCACACUACGUCAAGACCUCAAGUUGGACAACCGUCCGGAUGCUGACCAGGUGAUGUACUUUGCGGAGGCCCUCCAAGCUGAGAUCGAGCAGGUUGCUUUGUCACGGCCUUCAACGACCUUGUCAUCAACGUCUUCAAGCUCUGACGUGAAGAAGAAGGAGGUUCCCAAGACUGCAUCGCUCAGGACUGGUGGGGAUAGCUCCGCUAGGUGCUACUGGCGAAAAACCAAAAUGUAA